AAAAAAAAAAAAAAAUCGAUUGACUACUUUUUUGUUAUUUAUGGACUAUUGGGCUGUCCAUUCUCCAGGUAUUUGGUAGUUACCUGGGUUUUAUUUCUCUUUCAAGUAAUUUGGUGUGUUAUCGCAAUUGUUGUGGUUUGAAGUGGUCAGCAAACCUGGAAAUGUUGUAUCAUGGAGCUCUUAUUAGUUCACGAAAUAGGGUACCCGAUCUUUGCUGGUUGGUUGGUUGGUUAAACUCCGGUGUUAUUGAAACUAUGGAAAAUCAGGUUGUUUGCCUGAAUCUGUAAUCUGCUACUGGAAACUUCUUUUGGCCUUCGUUAUUAAGGUUUGGUUAGGUUAUAAACUGGGUAGCUGCACGCCUGCACGAGUUUACCAUGUGUUUGAUGUUAUGCUCAUGGUGGUAAGAGCAUUUGGCUGCCAAAUGCUCGGCUACUUUUCACCUGGCGGAUGAAUCCGUGCUCUCAUUGGGCUUUGGAAUAAGUGAAUUUUUUUUUUCGUUUUUUCUCUUUUAAUUUUUUAAAUAAAAUAAUCAUAAAUAUAUUCAAAUAAAAAAUUUGAUGAAAAAUUAGUAUAGUAGGGAGCAAAAUUCUUGUACUUCAUCGUCGCAAGGGGUUUUGGACGGUUAAAGGUUCAUGGAUCAUGGUCAUCAAUGAAUUUAUGUUCAUCAAAAUUGGAGAAAAAUUUUCCCAUUUCCCAAUUUUAGCUGAAUGUGUGCACCUGUAUGACUAUUAAGUAAGACCAGUUCGUUAUUUCCGUACCUUCUCCAAGAUGACAACUCAAUUGUCUGUUGAGCUGGGUGAAACUAUGAUUGAUACUGCGACGAGGAGUUGGGAUUCAGAUGUGGAUUCCUACAUAGGAAACUUCUUGUCUAACUGGAACAACGUGAGGAAAGUGAUCGGCCUAGACGUUGAACGGAUAAUUGAUGAAGGUUCAGAAGAAACAGAAGAUUACCGUAAAGGAAGUAACUGGUCAGAGAGGAAGAAUAAUGAAAGAAAAGUCACGGACGAAGACCCAAAACGGACCGUGAAUGAAGAUUCGGCAAUGAAAAGCCGAGUGGCAAUUUCGCAACUUUGUGAUGGCGAUACAUGUCUUAUAAUUCAGCUUCCUUUUCUCGAUUCCGUACCCAAUUCUCUCCUCAAAAUUCUCCAGCUUCCAGAUUUGCAUUUGUUGGCAUAGGGAUAAAAGAAAUUAUUGCCAAGUUAGAGAAAGAGUAUGGGCUAGGAUGCAAGAAUGCCGUGGAGUUGGGACAAUUGGCCUCCAGCGUUAUGCGAAUGCCUCGCUUGGCAGCUUGAGGGGUGGACUUUCUGGCUCUAAUUGAUGAUUCACUGAAGCUUGACAAACCCACUAGCGUAGUUUUUAGUGACUGGGGUAAAGAGCGUCUUAACAAGGAGCAGAUUAAGUGUGCUGCAGCUAAUGCUUUUGCCUACUUCAGGAUAGGGAACAAGUUAUUAUCUGGUUAGAUCUCAGGUGCAAGCUCAGUGGGAGUUUGGGGGGAGCUAUCCUUUUGUUUGGUAGUUUCUGCAAUAAUGGAGGUUGUUACGUGUUUAUGUAUAGUUUUCUUUUAACUAAUGAAUAGCGAAACAUCGUU
Messenger RNA from Durio zibethinus, 1588 nucleotides. NCBI's taxonomy places the organism in Eukaryota, Viridiplantae, Streptophyta, Magnoliopsida, Malvales, Malvaceae. The record is from RefSeq and is a predicted model, not a curated record.